CAACAUAAGUACGAAUCGAUCGGAUUGAAGAUGCCUUUGUCAUUCAGCCUCGUGGCCGUGUACAGCCGCUUCAUCCGGCGCUGCUUCACCGGCGCAGGGCUGUGCUCGCAGGCCCUCAAUGUGGACGACCAAACCACCAUGCACUUCUGGGGGCCCAGAGACAAAACGGCCCAAAAGCCCUCCCUCCUUCUCCUCCACGGCUUUGGGCCUGAGGCCACAUGGCAGUGGCGCCAACAGGUCCAAUUCCUGGCCCCUCACUUCAACGUGUACGUUCCGGACCUAAUAUUCUUCGGAGGCUCCACCACCAAGUCCAGCGAGAGGAGCCAAGUGUUUCAAGCGGCAUGUGUGGGGAAACUUAUGGACAAAUUGGAGGUGGAGAGGUUCCACGUGGCGGGCACCAGCUAUGGGGGUAUGGUGGCUUACAAUUUGGCCCAAAUGUUAGGGAAAGAGAAGGUGCAGAAAGUGGUCAUUGCUAGCUCCGGUGUUAACAUGACAAAGGCCAACAACGUGGCCCUGCUGCACAAGGCCCAAUUGGACAAAAUCGAGGACCUCAUGGCUCCUACUACGCCGCAAAAUAUGCGAAAAUUGAUGUCGCUCUGCAUUCACAAGCCUCCUCCUAUGCUGCCCCAUUUUUUACUCAGGGACUUCCUACAUAAAUUAUACGCAGAAAAUAGGAAGGAAAAAUUGGAGCUUUUAGAAGGGUUAACCAUUGGAAGGGACGAUACUUCAAACGUUUCACCUCUUCAACAGGAGGUUCUCAUACUCUGGGGGGAACAAGACAAGAUAUUUCCUGUGCAAUUGGCCCAUGAACUUAAAGAGGUAAUUAGUGAGAAGGCAAGACUGGAAUUGAUAAAGGAUACAUCCCAUGUGCCUCAAAUGGAAAAGCCAGAAGAAUUCAACAAAAUUCUCCUAAGUUUCUUACAGGAGGAGUCUUCUUGAUGUCGAGUAUUUUUCAGUUAGCAUUGUUGUAUACAUUAAUUGGAUACAUUAUUAUCUUUUAUAUAUGAAA
Messenger RNA from Cajanus cajan (pigeon pea), 1009 nucleotides. RefSeq lists its product as uncharacterized. The record is from RefSeq and is a predicted model, not a curated record. NCBI's taxonomy places the organism in Eukaryota, Viridiplantae, Streptophyta, Magnoliopsida, Fabales, Fabaceae.